This is a messenger RNA of Durio zibethinus, 1463 nucleotides long. RefSeq lists its product as uncharacterized. NCBI's taxonomy places the organism in Eukaryota, Viridiplantae, Streptophyta, Magnoliopsida, Malvales, Malvaceae. Gene Ontology annotation, cellular component: nucleus. The record is from RefSeq and is a predicted model, not a curated record.
UUUUUGUAAAAUACAAAAUCCACGCACGUUUUGACCAAAAAAUAUGUUUCGUUGCCGAGCGAAUGUCUGGCGACUUUAUUAACCGUAUUGUAAAACUAAAACCCCAGAAAAGCAAAGACACCGAACAAAAGAAAAGAAAUCAGGAGAGAUAAGAACAGAGACAGAGAUGGGAAAAGCGGAGAAAGAACAGCUGAAUCAAGCACUCACUGCCUACCUCAAUACCAUCCAUGAAACUUUGCAGGUGUUGGAUCAAACCUCUUCUUCUUUGGAGAAAGUGUCCUGGACUCAAGUUAUCCAGAUUGGUGAACAACUUUCCAAGCAAGCUACUAUUGCCGGAAUGCUUUGGAAUGGGAAAGCACCUGAAGCUAAAGAACUUGAGGAGAACAUAACAUCAUAUUUCAAUGUGCUACAGGGCUUCCUUUUGCUCUCCCAUGGAAGCACUGUUGACGCUGGCCCAACACUCUCUCUGAGCAUCCAUGAAUCUGUUAAGCAAGUUGUCGAUUGCAGUUUUAGGUUAAUGAAGGAAUCUGUCUCGUUAUAUGCAGGAUCUCGCAAUAAGGACAAGAAACUGUCAAUGCCUCAGUUUGUUGGAGCAGUAUGGGAGGCAUGUUCUUCUCUUAAGAAGGUCCCUGCCACAAAUGUGAUAGCGAUUGGGCGGGCAAUGACACAGAUAGCAGUUUCUGUGAAGGAUGUUCUUCGCGAGAUAAAGGAGCUCAAGCCUGCUCCCUCUGAUCUCGGAGACGAAGACUUUGGUGAUACUCGUACCAAAGCAGAAAGCGGGCCUGAAGAUGAUGAUUUAAGUGAGGAUGAUCUGGGCAGUGACUUGUCGCCUGAAGAAAUGAAAGUUGCUCAACUAGCUCAAGGGGUUGUAUCUGAGACACUUGUGACUAUAAAGGAACUUGUCCGCAUGAUCACUGGUUUGCUUAAUCUAGAAACUCCAGAUGACAAUAGUAAGUUUGUGGAUUCUUUGGAGAAAUUACUGAAGAUAUGUCGAGGAACGGGAGCACAAAUUGAUGAAAUUGGAGCCUGUCUUUAUCCGCCUCAAGAGAUUGCUGCGAUAAGGCUGGCUUUGGAGAAAAUGUCAAGUAGCAUUGAUGAAGUACAGCAAGAGGUGGAAUGUUUUGAAACAUUAUCUGAGCCCUUUGUUGAGGCUUGCAGUGGGUUGAGAACUCAAUUGAAAAAAAUGGAAUCUGAACUGGAUCGCUCCAGCACAACUGAGUUAGCGAGUCAAAUGCAGAACGUUGCUGUCAUCAAUUAGAUAUAGCCAAAUAGAGAGAGAAAGUGGGACUUGAAAUUUUGUUAACUGAACCCAACUUUUCAAGGGAAAAUUGUUCUGAAAACUAUUUUAAAUCUUUUACCGUUAAUUUCAUUUCUCGUUCUAUAUUGGAAGUCUUGAUCUGCAGUCUAGUGGCAGGGAUGAGAAUGGUUCGUUUUGAUCCAAUUAUUUUAAUUAUGUAAUAUUU